CUUAGUCGCUCUGGCUCAGCGCUGUCUGCGCCGCAAGUGGCAGCGUCGUUGGACCGCAGCGCGGUUACUCGAAGCACUAGAAAAUUCUGUAGAACAGGUGGUGGAGCAAAAAUCUUCUUCUUGUACUACUCCAAACAAGGUUGCAGGGGCAACACCAACGACCGGAACAAGUAUGCCGGCGUCGUCGUCGCCUGACACAACGCGGAACUCCCCUGCGUCUAGUGCAGAGGGAGGCAGACCCGACGAAAACAAAGAACAAAUAUUACAACCAGCACCAGCUGCUGAGGGAC
Messenger RNA from Amoebophrya sp. A25, 290 nucleotides. The record is from the annotation of a GenBank genome assembly. Lineage: Eukaryota; Dinophyceae; Syndiniales; Amoebophryaceae.